Aplysia californica (California sea hare) is the source of this 192-nucleotide messenger RNA. RefSeq names its product ribonuclease H2 subunit C. Gene Ontology annotation, biological process: RNA catabolic process. Gene Ontology annotation, cellular component: ribonuclease H2 complex. NCBI's taxonomy places the organism in Eukaryota, Metazoa, Mollusca, Gastropoda, Aplysiida, Aplysiidae. The record is from RefSeq and is a predicted model, not a curated record.
AAAUCUCCAAAGUUUAAAGUUAGAGAAGAUAUCGAGCGCGGGGGAAAAUGGCGACCAUCAUUGAUACAAAUUCGUUGGGGUCUGCGAAAGAAGCGACCUGUCAUUUUAUGCCUUGCACAAUUGACCACGAUGGCGAAGCGAAAGUUUCUGGAUUUUUUUCACAAACGUUUUCAUCUGACUCAUCGAAUGGUA